This is a messenger RNA of Episyrphus balteatus (marmalade hoverfly), 537 nucleotides long. Its product is annotated as craniofacial development protein 2-like. The transcript has a single exon. The record is from RefSeq and is a predicted model, not a curated record. Lineage: Eukaryota; Metazoa; Arthropoda; Insecta; Diptera; Syrphidae. The coding region runs from base 1 to 537 and encodes 178 amino acids.
AUGGGUGAUUUUAAUGCAAAGCUAGGAAGAGAAGAUAUCUUUGGAAGCACAGUCGGAAAGCAUAGCCUGCACGACAACACAUCCGAUAACGGAUUCAGGUUAGUCGACUUUGCUGCGGGGCAAAAUGUUGUCAUAGCAAGUACGUGUUUCCCGCAUCUCAAGAUUCAUAAAGGGAAAUGGAAAUCUCCAGAUCAAUCAACCGUCAACCAGAUUGACCAUAUUGCCAUCGACGCUACACAUUCCUCCAGUAUUAUGGACGUCCGAACGUUCCGAGGAGCCAACAUUGACUCUGACCACUAUCUGGUUGUAGCCAAUGUACGGAUGCGGAUUUCCAGACCAUCGCCAACACAAGGAAAUACUGUGAGGAAGUUUAACGUCGGACGACUACAAUCGCAAGAGAUUGCCAGGUCCUAUUCCGAUCGCGUCUCGAAUAACCUCUUAAGAAGUCCUACGCCGCCAGCAGCAAGUAUGAUAACGAGUGGCAGCACUGCCAAGAAGCCACAACACAAGGCCACCACAACGAAACCCCUGGUUUGA